AUCAUCUCUAUUUUUAACCAGUAUGCUAGCAGUGUACUACAGUGCUGCUUACUGAAGUGAACUCACUUAACUAAAAGAAGACACACGUUUCAAGUCAUUGCUGAGAUGACUCUACAGUUCAAAGAUGCCUUUUGGGGAGUCGAUUUCAUCAGUAAUGUGGGAUAUGAGGCCCUAACUCAAAGACUUUGUGAUGGCCGGCGUACUUGUAAAGACAUUGAGGAACUCUUAAAGAUGAGGGCAUCUGCUGAGGAAAGAUAUGGCAAGGAGCUGGUGACUAUUGCACGCAAGCCAGGAGGGCUCUGCGAGAUAAGCACUUUGAAACAAUCCAUUGAUCAACUCAAAACUGAGAUAGAAAACAUUGGGAAUCUGCAUUUACAGCUCUCUGGGAUGUUGAAGGAGGAGGUAAAGAGGAUGGAACUGUUUAGGGAGCGACAGAAAGAUCAGAGAAAAAAGUUUGAGGGAAUCAUGGAGAAGGUUCAGAAGACCAAAGUCUCUCUGUAUAAGAAAACUAUGGAGUGUAAGAGGUUCUAUGAUCAGCGAUGCAGAGAAGCUGAUGAUGCCGAGCAGGUUGCUGAGAAGAUGGGCAGUACAGCGACAGCCACACCUAAACAGACAGAGAGGUUGCACAAUAAAGCUAAGCAGUGCAGAGAGGCUGCAACAGAGGCAGAGAAGCAGUACAUUUCAAAUGUGGAACAACUUGACAAGAUUCGUCAAGAGUGGGAAUCCACACACACAAGCACAUGUGAGGUGUUUCAGCAGCAGGAAGAAGAUCGUAUCAACAUAAUCAGGAACGUCAUGUGGGUGCACUGUAACCAUUUCUCCAUGCAAUGUGUCAAAGAUGAUGAGUGUUUUGAGAAAGUUCGGAAAACACUAGAACUGUGUGAUAUCACUGCAGACAACAACUCCUUUGUUGAAAUUAAAAGCACCGGCUCAAAUCCCCCAGCACCCAUACUGUUUCAGAACUACUAUGCGAGAGAAUCAACUUCAGACACUAAUGGUAGCACCCGUUUUGUCGAGGGAGUCAUGAAGAGGUUUUCAAAUCUCCUCCAAGGAAACUGCUCUACUGGCUCUAAAACAAACAUUGAUGAUUGUGUCCAGGCACCAGUGCCACCUACUGCUGAUGCAUCAGAUGGCGUGUACGCCUCCAUCCCUGGAUUUCCGCAUGACCAGCCAAGCAACUUAGAGAAAACUGAGGAGUACCAGGCUCUGUAUGACUAUAUGGCUCAGGGUGACGAUGAGCUCACACUCUCUGCAGGGGAGACAGUAAUGGUUCUGGACCAGGGUGUUGAUGGCUGGUGGACAGUGAAGAGGAAUGACCAGUCUGGAUUCGUGCCUGGGUCCUACCUGGCCAGACACUGAACACAUGACUGAAAUGCGUAGCACCAUGCUCUCUACUUACUGUCCAACCUCUCGCUAUUAUUUGGUUUGUCCAUGCUCCUGCUUAUUAAUGCCUCAUAGUUACUUCGGAUUUCAUCCUACUGUUUAUGCUUAGCAAUCUGGAAUACUUUUAACAAAGCUUUAUCUAAGGAUAGACACAUUCAUUAUUUAUUUUUGAGGAAAAAGGCAUGCACUUCACUUUCCCUUCAAGUCUAAGUUAGGCACUACAUGUUUGUAUGGAGGGAUCAUUGAAGAUGCUGAAUAAAAUAGUUUCACACAUG
Osmerus eperlanus (European smelt) is the source of this 1658-nucleotide messenger RNA. RefSeq names its product proline-serine-threonine phosphatase interacting protein 1a (gene pstpip1a). Bases 106 to 1359 code for a protein of 417 amino acids. The transcript is spliced from 15 exons. NCBI's taxonomy places the organism in Eukaryota, Metazoa, Chordata, Actinopteri, Osmeriformes, Osmeridae. The record is from RefSeq and is a predicted model, not a curated record. Gene Ontology annotation, cellular component: actin filament; cytoplasm; plasma membrane. Gene Ontology annotation, biological process: actin filament polymerization. Gene Ontology annotation, molecular function: actin filament binding.